Molecule: messenger RNA, 1929 nt
Organism: Jaculus jaculus (lesser Egyptian jerboa)
Lineage: Eukaryota; Metazoa; Chordata; Mammalia; Rodentia; Dipodidae
Gene: Shisal1
Product: shisa like 1
Exons: 5
Coding region: 241-834 (197 amino acids)
Source: RefSeq, a predicted model, not a curated record
CUUGAGGCCCGCCCUCCCAGGCCUUCAAAGCUGCUUCUCUCUCCCCAAGUGACCAGAGGCAAGCCUUCGUCCAGACCACUUCCUCUGCGGGCCUGAGGGGGCAGCCGAGCGCUCCCCACAGGCCUUCCCGAGGUCAUCCAGGCAGUGGGGAAACCGAGGCCCACUGGCCCGAGUCCACACGAGAGCCUAGCACAGACUUGCCCCGCAGGCAGCGCCGGACAGGUCAAUGCCAGCCAGACGAUGACCAGUUGUGGCCAGCGGUCCCGGAACGCGCUCGCACUCUUCUCCCUGUUGGUCCCUGCAGUCUUGUCCGCGCAUUUCCGAGUCUGUGAGCCUUACACUGACCACAAAGGCCGCUACCACUUUGGCUUCCACUGUCCCCGGCUCUCGGACAACAAGACCUUCAUUCUCUGCUGUCACCAUAACAACACGGUGUUCAAAUACUGCUGCAACGAGACGGAGUUCCAGGCAGUGAUGCAAGCGAAUCUCACCGCCAGCCCUGAGGGCUACAUGCACAACAACUACACGGCGCUGCUGGGAGUGUGGAUCUACGGGUUCUUCGUGCUCACGCUGCUGGUCCUGGACCUGCUCUAUUACUCCGCCAUGAACUACGACAUUUGCAAGGGUUACCUGACGCGGUGGGGCCUCCACGGACGCUGGAUGAAACAGGACCCUCGGCGCUGGGGGAACCCGGCUCGGGCCCCUCGGCCGGCCCCGGCCCCACAGCCUCGGCCGCCCCCAGGUGCCCUGCCACAAGCCCCCCAGGCGGUGCGCACGCUGCGGGGGGACACUCACAGCCCGCCGCUGAUGUCCUUCCAGAGUUCAUCUGCCUGAAAACCCUAUUGCCGUGCCUCAGGAUGGGGGAGGUGAGACCCAAAGCACCAGGCGCAGCCUCCAGGACCAGCCUCAACCAGGACACCGGGGAGAGCCGGGGCAGGGGUGGGAGGAGAAGGAAAUCCCCCCGUGCCCAGAACCCUCUUCCACAGGCUGCUGAGAUUAGGAGCAAACUCAGGGCUUGGGGCUGGGAUUCAGGAGGGGGCUCUGAGCCGCCUGUCCGCAAGCAAUAGUUCUCUUCUGGGCUGGUGGUUUCUGAGAGGUGACUCAGUGUGGACUCGGAUGACCAGCACAAAGAUGCCCUGGCCGAUCCCAGCCGGAAGGAUUUAGGCCCGUGGUCCAAACACUGCAGCUCCCCUGCCUCCACUCCCUCCAAUAGGCCCCUUAGGCCUUCCAGUGUCAGAAUAUUGACCGUGUGUGUAUGUGGGUGCGUGCAUGUGUGUGUGUGUGUGUGUGUGUGUGUGUGUGUCACGCGCAUGUGCGUGUGUGAUUCAGGGUGUUCUUUUUGUUUGUGUGGUUAGUUUUAACUUGAGCCCCGCAGUGGCUAUAGAUUCUCUGAUGGGCACAGGUCACCACAUGGCUGAAGCCUCCCUAGUGUCCUUGUCUGGGGCUCAGACCUUUCGCUCGGCCAGCAGCUGUGAGCCUGUGGAGGUGGCUGGCACAGGGUCCAGCCUUACUGUCUUAGAUGUGGUGGGGACUACAGGAUGCCAUACAGGAUUGGGUCUUAGGGAAUUGUUUCCGUCCUGGCAGAAGUAAGAAGGGAUGUCUCUCUGCUGUCCUGGGAAGUGGCUGUGUCCGAGCUGGGAGCAGCUCAGGUAGGAACGGUGUCUGAGGUCACACGGCACAGGAUUGCCAGGGCAGAGGGAGCCCAGAGUCCAGGCCUCAAUUUUCUGGGCCUGGUGGGCUCUGCAGCCCAGGUGCCCCUGGAAUGGUUGUGGGAGCACCUGUCCGAUGCCUCCAUGGUGGGCAAGCAUCCCCCAGGCUCUUCAUUUUCAUGGCCUGAGCCUCACCCAUAGCUUGUUUGGGUCACACACCUGCUGGGUGCCAGGUCCUCUGCCAGGCAGUGACAGGGUUGAGAAGUGAGUCAAGCCCCAG